Molecule: messenger RNA, 1205 nt
Organism: Prunus avium (sweet cherry)
Lineage: Eukaryota; Viridiplantae; Streptophyta; Magnoliopsida; Rosales; Rosaceae
Product: F-box/LRR-repeat protein At3g59200-like
Molecular function (GO): protein binding
Source: RefSeq, a predicted model, not a curated record
CGAUAACCAAGCAGAGCUUUUACUAUUCCCUACCACUAGGGCUUUACUCGGCUAUCUCAGAACGUUUCAGGGACAUAAACAUGGGUUCGAAAUCAAAGCCUCUCAGACUAAAAAAGAAGUCAAAGCGUGAAGAAAUUGUUAAAGAUAGGAUUAGUGAGUUGCCUGAUUCAAUUCUUUGUCACAUGCUUUCCUUCAUUCCAACAAAAUAUGCUGUGAGGACCUGCAUUUUGUCUACAAAAUGGAAGAGCAUAUGGGCUUCUGUUCCCAAUCUUGACUUCGAAUAUAGAGAUGACUUUGUUUUGUGGUCACAUGAAUAUGAUUAUGAGUCCCAUGCUGGCUUUUUCACUUUUGUUGAUCGUGUACUUUCCUGCCGUGACCUGUUAGAUAUUAAAAAAUGUCGUCUUCAUUGUGACUGCCGCGAAGAGGAUUUCUCUCGCAUUGAUGGUUGGAUUCGAACUGUCAGUAGGCAUAAUGUUGUUGAACUUGAUCUUGAUGUUAAAAUAGGACUUGAUGAAGAUAUUGACCCGCCUUUGGAGUUGCCUCAAUGUGUUUUCAUGUGCAAAACACUGGUGGUUUUGAAGGUGAAUUCAAAUUGUAUUACAUACACUACUCCUACAUCAGGGUGUUUUCCAAGUCUCAAGUUCCUACAUGUCAGUGUUGAGUAUCCUGAUAAUGACUCAAUGGAAGAGAUUUUUUCUUGCUGCCCUGUUCUUGAAUGUUUGACUAUAAAUGGAAUUCUAGGAUUAGAUGAUGUUUUGAACUUCAACAUCUCUGUGCCUGAACUAAGGACGUUGAGACUGGAAUUGGAACUUAGCAAUGAUUAUGAUGUAGAUAUUAAGCACACUUUUUUUGUAAAUUGCCCAAAGCUUGAAAGCCUUGAUAUCAAGCAGGAUAUUUUGUCAAAUUAUUUAUUCGAGAAUGUGAAACCUUGGUCAAAGAAAAUGUCGAUCUCGGGUACCGUUUUGCGCACGAAGAGUUUAGAGUUUUAUUUGAUCAGUGAUAUGAAUGGAAACUUGUUUAGAGUUUGGCAGAUUGAGAUGAAUCACAUGUUUGAGAAGCCUGAGCUGGUUGAGAUGGUUGGGAUUGAGAUGCUUGAGUUGCUUCAGAUGGUUGGGAUUGAGAAGCAUGAGCUACUUGUGAUGGUUGGGAUUGAGAAGCCUGCGGUGGUUGAGAUUGUUGGGAUUGAGAAGCCUCGGCUACUUUAG